Messenger RNA from Geodia barretti, 1297 nucleotides. NCBI's taxonomy places the organism in Eukaryota, Metazoa, Porifera, Demospongiae, Tetractinellida, Geodiidae. The record is from the annotation of a GenBank genome assembly.
GAAGAAAGAAAGAAGUGAAGAAUAGAGAAGACCAAAGAAAUGAAGCAAGUUAUUACUAAGGAUAUGUGCUGGUGUUGUAAAAUUGCCUUUUUAUGUCAUGUAGGUUAGCUUUGUAAGUACAAUAACUGUAGCCACGUACUAGGCAAAUCUGGACUCCAACCAGGUGGAGUGGCCUCGCCCUUUCUGGAGUGUCUCACGUGUCGGAGUUUAAAGAGGCCGAAACACGUGUGACAUGGUGAAAGAUUGGGAACUCCCCUGAUGACCAGUAACAAAGAGCCUAGCACUGCACCUGCAUGUUGCUGGACUUGUGGAUUAGGUUUACAUGUAAGCACCUGGCUGGUUGCAUCCGGUGACGCCGACAAAAGCCGCCCACCCUCUCUCGUUAGCUUUAGUCCUGCCUACACUUUACCUCUCUUCCUUCUUUCCCCAAUAACAAACACACAAACACACACACACAUUCACCUCUGGGUAUUACUAUUGUAGCUACUACACAAAAAAAGCAACCACCCACUUCUCUCUGACUGGUGCUUAUACAAACAAAGCAAGCCUAUCUACUGACAUUGAACUACAACAUAUGACACAGGAUGCCUCCAACUGAUGUGGGUGGGUAGGGAGUGAAGCGGCUUCCCAAUCCAACAUUCUAUACUUGUGUAUUUUACUAUGCUGAUGAGGAGUCGCGCUAUAUAACCCUGUUGUGCUGGAGUAGGUCCACAUAAAUUUCUGAUGUAUGAGGGAUUGUGUGUUGUGUGACACCGACAAAAGCCUUCCCAAAAUCUAAAACCCCUACUUUCUCUUUCUCAAUCUCCCUCCCUGGCGAUCAGUAAUGCAUUUCAACAAUGUUUUUUGUGUUCUAUUUUUCGAGUGUUUCGCAAAUGUUUUGUCAUAAAAAAAUAUAUAUGCACCACAUAAGUAUUGUCAUAGCUAUCCAAAUUACUAUAUAUUUGCCCUCAAAAUGGUGGCCAGGUCAUUCAUAGUGGUGUUCUGUCUGAUGACACUGAAGCUGGUAAAGGCUGACAUUGAUGUUGUAAGGGUUGCUGCUGCCGCAUAUGAAGCUCUAGGCCCUGAUUUGCAUAAAAUAGAGGAAGAUAUAGGUCGUAUGAAGAGUGAGAUAUUUGCAGAAAUGGACAAGCACAUUGCACAGAGUGUCAAGGCUGCAGUUGGAACAACUCUUCAAGAUCUAGCACCGACCCUGCUUUCACGGAUACUUCCGCUGGCUAUAAUCCUUGUUUUCCUGCCUCCUCCUGCAAGGAGAUCCUCCAGUUGGCCCCAAAGUCUCCCUCAGGUCUUUACUGGAUAA